UUCUUGUGUUGUCAGUAUCGAUAGUGAAAUCGAAACGUUAGCGCGUAAAACUGGUGUUAAUGUGAGUUAGUGGGUUGAAUUAAGAAAUUCAGUUUAAUUUUAUUACUGCACAAUGAAAGAUUGUGAUUUCAAUCCAGAAUCAUUACCAGAUCUUCUGCCACUUUACUAUAAGAGACUUUUUCCAUAUGGCCCAUAUUACAGAUGGCUGAGUUACGGAAAUGUGAGAAGUCACUACUUUGAUCACCGUGAGUUUUCUUUUACAUUGGCUGAUGAUAUUUAUAUUAGAUACCAGUCUUUUGCAAAUCAAGAGGAACUGGAGAGUGAAAUACGCAAACGAAACCCACACAAGAUUGACAUUGGAGCUAUUUAUUCUCACAGGCCAAAGGAACAUCGAACUCUUCCAACCUUUCAUCCCCUUGAGAAGGAACUUGUGUUUGACAUUGACAUGACUGAUUAUGAUGAUGUUCGCUCAUGCUGCAGUGGUGCUGAUGUGUGUGUUAAAUGCUGGCGUUUCAUGGCUGUUGCUUGCAAAGUGUUGGAUAUGGCAUUGAGAGAGGACUUUGGAUAUGAACACUUGCUGUGGGUGUUUUCUGGACGACGAGGUGUCCAUUGUUGGGUGUGUGAUGAAGGAGCUUGCAAGUUGGAUGUUGCUGCACGAUCAGUUGUUGCAGAAUAUUUGCAGCUUGUUACUGGUGGAGAAAACCAAUCAAAGAAAGUUAUUUUGUCAGGAGAUAAAUUACACACAUCAAUUAAGCGAGCAGUGUCAGUAAUAGAAAAGCAGUUUGUAAAUAUGUGUGUAGAGGAACAAGAUAUACUGGGUACACCAGGAGCAGUGCAGAAGUUUCUGAGCCUGAUUCCUGAUGAACCAAUGAGACAGGAGUUGGGAAAGGAACUUCAGAAACAAUCCACGUCCAAGCAGCGGUGGGAUGCAGUCACAAAAUAUGUCGGAGAUCUUAGAGGGAAGGGACAACUUAGACGACGUCGCCAGUUCUUAUUAGAAGAAAUAAUGUUGCAAUAUGCCUACCCUCGGCUGGACAUAAACGUCACGAAAGGGCUAAACCAUUUACUUAAAUCACCAUUCUGUGUCCAUCCUAAGACAGGAAAAGUGUGCAUACCUUUCAGUCCUCGAGCAGCUGAGAAGUUCAAUCCAUCCACUGUCCCUACUAUAAGCCAGCUGAUAGAAGAAGUAAAUGAAUUUGAUGCAAAGACAAAGGAGAUGACAGCUGAGGAUACCAAACAUCGAGUGAAGGAUUAUAAGAAAACAGGCAUGUUGAAAGGUAUUGUUGUGUUUGAAGAAUUUGUCCAGAAACUUGAGCAAACCUGGAAAGGGAAACGACUGGAAGCUAGUGAUAUGAAGAUGGAAUUUUGAGUCUGACUGGUGCUGGACUUUGAAAAGAAGUAACAGUGUGAUGUGAGGAUUUUGAAUUGGAAGUGUUUGUGACUUGUGUAGUUAUGAGAAACAAAUGUGAAGGAAGAUGAUGACAGGAGUAUCAUUUAUAAUCAUCGUUUUUAAAUAUCAUUUGUUCUGAACUGUAGUUGGUCAUUUCAUGCUGUUUAUUUUUUCUGUUUUAUUAAAUGAAAUGCACAUUUAUUGCCA
Messenger RNA from Zootermopsis nevadensis, 1597 nucleotides. RefSeq names its product DNA primase small subunit (gene Prim1). NCBI's taxonomy places the organism in Eukaryota, Metazoa, Arthropoda, Insecta, Blattodea, Termopsidae. The record is from RefSeq and is a predicted model, not a curated record. Gene Ontology annotation, biological process: DNA replication, synthesis of primer.